Messenger RNA from Tetrahymena thermophila SB210, 1077 nucleotides. RefSeq names its product tetratricopeptide repeat protein. The transcript is spliced from 10 exons. The record is from RefSeq and is a predicted model, not a curated record. NCBI's taxonomy places the organism in Eukaryota, Ciliophora, Oligohymenophorea, Hymenostomatida, Tetrahymenidae.
AUGUGGAAAUUUAAGUAAGAUUUAAUAGUAAACAUUUAUGGUAGUCUUAAAGAUUGGGAAGAUUUAUCAAUCGCUUAUCUAAAGGUAAGCGAAAUGUAAUUGCUCCAUAAUUCAGUUUAUGUUAAUAAGCUUAUAAGUUAGAUUCAUUUAUAAAAGAUUUCCAACGAUUUGAUUGUAUAAUAAGGACUCUAUUAUAAAUUUUAUAAACCUAAUGAUACUAGGCUAUACAAGAAUUGUUCAUACCAUAAUUUAAAUCAUGGCUUAUGUCCUUAAUAUAUUUAUGAUGCUUUUUCAGAUAAUGAAUAUUCUUUCAAAGUAGAAUUAUUUUUUCAUAGAACUAAUUUUACAUAUGAUAGUUUUCAAGCUGCAAAUUAAAUUGUAUUAAGAUAAAAUUGGGAUUUUUUAUUCUUUGCUAAAUCUGCAAUUUACUCAAGAAGAAAUGAUUUUAUCAACAUUACAUUAGUUUAUAAUUCUUUUAAUGAUAGCUUCAUGGCAGUAACUCCUGGAAAAAAUACAAAUUUUUCUUCAAAUUAAUAUCUUGAUUGUAUGGGACAUAAUUAUACAGAACCUUAUGAUCCAAGAUGCCGUCCAUGGUAUUAAAAUUCUUUGCUACAUCCAGGAAAUCAGUUUAAUAAACCAUACAAAGACUUGUUCUCUCAUGCAACAAUAAUGACAGCUUCAGCUCGUAUAGAUGACCCUAAUGGAAAUAAUAUAAGCAUUAUCUCUAUAGAUUUUAAUAUAUAGAAUCUCAUAGAUAAUUUGUUUACCUAAAAAGAAAAAGAUGAAAUUGAUAAUAAUUUUGAUACUCACUCUGUACUUUUUCAUGAAGACAAAAAUACUGUUUAUUAUCACAGAUACUGGAAUUUUAAGGAAAGGACAAUAGUUCCAUGGUAAGAUUUAGAAUUCAAUAAGACUGAUAGUAAUUUUACUGAUGAUGAAUAUUAUAAUUUUGUGAGAUUAAUUUAAGAUUCUAAGGACUAUUCCCUUACAGGCCAAUAUGAUAUAAAAUAUAAGCAAAAUAUUACUCCUUUUUAUCAAUUUUGGAGUAAGAAUAAGAAACCAUAGUAAUUUUUUUGA